Vitrella brassicaformis is the source of this 1626-nucleotide messenger RNA. Lineage: Eukaryota; Vitrellaceae. The record is from the annotation of a GenBank genome assembly.
GGCUCAGAGGUUGCGCGAGGAGUUGGAAGCGGCGCACAAGGACACGCAGGACAACCACUACCAGCAAGUGGGCGUCGUCGACACACCCACACAGAGAGAGAGACACGCCACGAGUUGACGACGGGUUAUCAGAACUCCAUGGCCAUCAAGUCCACACCGGUAGGCACCAUCACACGCACACACACACACACACACACACACAGAGCGGCGCGCCAUGUAGGUGUGUGUGUGUGUGUGUGCAGGCGAGGCAGAAGCGAAAGCCAGUCCAGAUAUACGUCCUUCCAAGAAGAAUUAGCGUUAUCCCCCCCGCGGAGCCUCCCCAUAGGUAGCUUUUUCCCUUUCUCAUCAUGUUCGUGCACACGUGUCUGUCUCUCUCGCCUGAUGGCUUGCUGUGUACAUCUGCAGGAAGCCAUGGGGGGGCAGGACUCGGCCAUAUGACGAAAAGGACGAACAAAAAAACUUCCGUUGCCCGAAAAGGGUAAGAGAGCAGCAGCCUGUAAGCAUCAUGGAUGGAUGCUCAUUGUUGUUCCUGUGUCUUUACCCUUCUGUCAGCCCCACUGAUGGGCAACAGCCCUGCUCCUAGUGUUCGCCUGCAUGUUGUGUGUGGCGUGCUGUCGUGUGAUUUGUGUUCUUCAUGUAUGUGAUGCCUCCCCAACGAAUUAGCGAAUGAGGUAGUCGAUGCCAUAUUCACGCUGGCGGCCGACAGACAGCACGAACUCAGGCAGUCGGGCAGAGCGUGAGCGACCUGCACACACCCUAUCACUGCGUUCCGACCAACACGUAUUCUGUGUGUGUGUGGCAGGUUGCCCCGCGUCCGCUUCACCGCCACCGACUUUUGGCAGAAGCUGGCUGGCCCCGACGACGGCUACAAGUACAACUACGAAGCCGUCAAGAGCCGCAACAACAUCCAGGGCGUAAGUGAGCCGCCCAGCCACCCAACCACCCUGCUAGCUGCACCGUGCAGCGUCAUCAAGUGAGAAGACAGAGGCCUCACGAAUGACACACGCUGCUCAUUCCAUAUUGCUGUGCUGCAUGUAUUAUCGUGCCUUCAGCAUCACGCUCGACAAUCUGUAAGCGACAGUACAGGACACGACAAACCCCAUCAUCAUCAACAGAGCACCCGAGCAGCAGUGGCGUGUGUGUUGAACUUUCAAUCGUUGGCGGCAGUGGUCGCCGGAGCAGACUCAUGAAGACAAAGAGGAGAAGGGGGGCGAGAAGCCGGAUGAUUUUAACGACACUCGUGUGUGAGGGGGGAGGGCUCUCUGCCCGCUCACUCGCUCCGGCCACCCACACCACCAAGCCCACGCUGCCGGUGCGCAGAGACACACACACAUGCAUCCGCGCAUCGGCAACGAGAUGAUGGCACGUCUGUAUCUGUGCGUGUGUUCAGGUGUGCAGUCGUUCGAGUUGGAAGACGGCCGUCAAGCACGACAACAAGAACAAGGUGCGCACCAUACGCACACACACACGCAUGUAUCCACGUGUCACACAUUGUCUGCAUAUCUCUGUGUGAUUUCGUGAUAGAUGGAGUGCUGGUGGUGCCACCAGCGGGGCCACAAGAUGAGCCGCUGCCCGGAGAUCUGGGCACUCCCCGCCGAGAUGCGAGUGGAGAUCCUGGGCUUCUAG